Miscanthus lutarioriparius is the source of this 909-nucleotide messenger RNA. The record is from the annotation of a GenBank genome assembly. Lineage: Eukaryota; Viridiplantae; Streptophyta; Magnoliopsida; Poales; Poaceae.
AUGAGGGGGCCGAAGCGGCCGCUCGGCGUGGUGACGUCGUGGGUGCGGCGGCAGCCGCCCAAGGUGAAGGCCUUCCUGGCCGUUGUCACCGGCAUGGCCGCGCUCGUCUUCAUCCGCUUCAUCGUCCACGACCACGACAACCUCUUCGCCGCUGCCGAGGCUGCGCACGCGCUCGGCAUAGGCGUCCUCAUCUACAAGCUCACCAAGGAGAAGACCUGCGCCGGACUGUCCCUCAAGUCUCAGGAUUUAACUGCGUUAUUUCUAGCUGUUAGACUGUACUGCAGCUUUGUCAUGGAGUAUGACAUCCAUACGAUUCUGGACACUGCUACACUUCUAGCCACACUGUUUGUUAUUUAUAUGAUACGGUUCAAACUGAGGUCAACUUAUAUGGUGGACAAGGAUAACUUUGCAUUGUACUAUGUGGUGCUACCAUGUGCUGGACUGGCACUACUUAUUCAUCCUUCAACAUCUCAUAACAUUGUGAAUCGGAUCUCCUGGGCGUUCUGUGUUUAUUUGGAAGCUGUUUCAGUGCUGCCACAGUUACGCCUGAUGCAAAAUACUAAGAUUGUUGAACCGUUUACAGCUCACUAUGUAUUUGCAUUGGGGGUUGCAAGGUUUCUUAGCUGCGCCCACUGGGUUCUACAGGUUUUGGACACGCGUGGCCGUCUGUUGACAGCUCUCGGCUAUGGUUUGUGGCCGUCUAUGGUGCUUUUAUCAGAAAUCGUGCAGACAUUCAUCCUUGCAGAUUUCUGCUACUACUAUGUGAAGAGGCAAAUUGAUCUUGAUCUAUGCAGAACUAGCCAUGUGAAAAUCGUGGGACCAAGGCCUAUCAGGUCGUAUUCACUUGACAUUGGGAUUAUCAGGAGUAGGGGACUAGGGGUUCCUUUCUGGUCCAUUACUAAUCUUUAG